Messenger RNA from Aspergillus melleus, 408 nucleotides. RefSeq lists its product as uncharacterized. The coding region runs from base 1 to 408 and encodes 135 amino acids. NCBI's taxonomy places the organism in Eukaryota, Fungi, Ascomycota, Eurotiomycetes, Eurotiales, Aspergillaceae. The transcript has a single exon. The record is from RefSeq and is a predicted model, not a curated record.
AUGUCAUGCAUCGAUACUCCAUACAUAGCUUCUGACCCUCCACGUCCAACGACAGCCGGCGGCGGAGCCUACUACUUCGCGAAGAAAUCCAUCAACGCCGACCGUGCAGCCCGAUUCGAGAGCGAAAUGAAGCGCAAGGCGGAAAUGGCUGCCAUGGAAGCCCAGCACCGACGGCAAGCCGCGUACAAUGAACCGACUCCAAACCCGACCGACUCCCCGAGUUUGAAACGCGCCAACAUGACCCGAUUUCAGGGUGCUUCCGACGACGUAGCUUCGCCUAGCGCUGAGGCCAGCCAUGACCCGGCCCCGACCCGCCACGAGCCCGAAACAGAUGCAGAACGUGUGUUAGCGAAGGGGAAAUACGAAGCUGCUCAACCAUUUCGGCCUCCGAAGGGCAAUCGGCUGUGA